CGCUAAAUUGGGUAACUUAGAAAGGGAGAGCAGAAUCCUUCUCUUAAAGAGAGAGCAGGAAUUUCUGUGUCUCUCAGCUUUCAAUCAACAUGGGUGGUUUGCUAACAUGCCAUCAGUGUUCCACACGCAUGGAGAGUCUAAAGGACCACAGUUUCUGGGACUUCAGUAGGACAUGGGUGAGAAAGUACUUUUGGUUCAUCCUUGUCACUUUCAUUGUACUUAUUUUAUGGAUCAUUCUCUACUCAUGGGCCCCACCAGAGCCAGGCACGAUAUGCCCUAAAGACCAAGCCAAUUUGCUUCACAACAUCUCCCAAAUGGAGGCAGAAAAAGUGACUCUGAGGAAGCAACUGAUCGAGAUGGAAAAGGAGAUGCAGAAGCUCAGGAAUGUUACGAAUGGGACUCAAGAAAAGACUUUGCAACUUUUGGAAAAGAAGCAAGAAGAAGUGGAUGCCCUGAGCAAGGAAUUAUUGGGGUUCAAUCAAUCCCUUGUACUAACCAGACAGCUCCUGGAGAAGGAAAAGGAGAAAGGCCAAAAUUUGCAGAGUAAAUUGCAGAGUACAAAGGAGAUUCAGCAGCAGAGAGAUUCCUGCCAGAAAGAGCUGGCCCCACCAGAGCCAGGCAGGAUAUGCCCUAAAGACCAAGCCAAUUUGCUUCACAACAUCUCCCAAAUGGAGGCAGAAAAAGUGACUCUGAGGAAGCAACUGAUCGAGAUGGAAAAGGAGAUGCAGAAGCUCAGGAAUGUUACGAACCGGACUCAAGAAAAGACUUUGCAACUUUUGGAAAAGAAGCAAGAAGAAGUGGAUGCCCUGAGCAAGGAAUUAUUGGGGUUCAAUCAAUCCCUUGUACUAACCAGACAGCUCCUGGAGAAGGAAAAGGAGAAAGGCCAAAAUUUGCAGAGUAAAUUGCAGAGUACAAAGGAGAUUCAGCAGCAGAGAGAUUCCUGCCAGAAAGAGCUGAACACGUUGGAAGAAAAACUCAAAUCUCCAGAUAGUAAAGCUGAAGAAUACAAAGGUAAAGUAGCAGAUCUUCAGAGGCAGCUAGAACAAGAACAGAAAAAUCGAGACUUUGAUAAACGUGAAAGAGCGUCGGACCAGAAGAGAAUCAGGGAAUUAAACGAUCAAAUUGACAACAAAAAUUAUGAUAAUUUCCUGGCCUGCGCAAUUGGGAUUUUUUUCAUUUCCUUCAGCUGUUGCUUCUGUGCCGGAUUUUGGAAGCUAGUGAAGUAGCAUUGCCGUUCAAGAAGUCCUGGGAUCAAUGGCGGCAGCUUAAAAACAAAGUACUGCGGCAGGAAAGGAAACAUUACUCCUUCUUACUUGCCCAUUUAAAAUAUAAAUGUCUUUGUUAAGCACUGGGUUUGUUUCCCAA
Molecule: messenger RNA, 1365 nt
Organism: Thamnophis elegans (Western terrestrial garter snake)
Lineage: Eukaryota; Metazoa; Chordata; Lepidosauria; Squamata; Natricidae
Product: golgin subfamily A member 6-like protein 22
Exons: 5
Coding region: 90-1226 (378 amino acids)
Source: RefSeq, a predicted model, not a curated record